Messenger RNA from Rotaria sp. Silwood1, 1359 nucleotides. Lineage: Eukaryota; Metazoa; Rotifera; Eurotatoria; Philodinida; Philodinidae. The record is from the annotation of a GenBank genome assembly.
AUGGGACGAACAGGAGCUGGAAAAACGACGUUGGUCAAUGCACUUUGUGGAACACGACAUGAAUCAGGCGCAGGAAAAGGAAGUGUGACGCGAAAUCUUUUUCGUAAUGAUGUCGGUAAUGGUGAAAAUGCAUUUUCUUUAAUUGAUACACCUGGAACUGAUAGUUCUAUUGAAACAUACAAACAUGCUUUUUUAUUAAGAGAAGCUUUAACAGCAACAAAAAUGAAUACUAUUUUUAUUGUUAUUAAAUACGAUAGUCGAUUUGAUAAAAUGAUAGACAAUUAUUUUGAAUUAGAACAACCGGUCUACAAUUAUGGCAAUAAAAUAAUUGUAAUGAUUUCUCAUUGGGAUCAAUCGAAGGAACCAGAAAAGGAUUUUCGAGAAAUUUGUGAAUUAUUUCAAGAUGAAUGUACAAAUAUAAACAAUAUAAUAUUUUAUUCGGAACAAAGUUCGAAAAUAGAAGUGGCAAAUUUAAUGUACACAUGCAUAUCAAAUAUGGAAGAAGAAAAAUUAGAAAUAAAGGACGAAGACUUUUUUUUACAAUUUAAUAUAUGUCAAAUGAAAAGUCAAAUGAAAGUUUCCCUCACUCAUUAUCAAAAAAAAGCAAAUUUACUCUCACAAGAAUAUACAGAAUUGAUAAAUUCAGUUAAAUCUGAAUCUGUUGAAGAUAAGGAUGAAGUUUUACAUAUGACCAUAGUCCAAUUUAAAAAUGAAAUGGAAACAUUACUACAGGAAUUUCGACUUCAACAUGGUGGUGCAAUGGCAGAAUUAGAUUAUUAUACAUUCUACAUUAAAAUGGAGAAGGAAAAUGUUAGAAUUUGUGAUGAGUUUGUUGAAAAAGUAGUACCAUUAAUGUCUUAUAAUUUAUUUGACAACCAAGAUCCGAGAAAUUUGAUCAAAAAAUGUCCAUAUUGUGGUUUAAUUUGGUUCAAAACAGAAGGUUGUGAUGGAACCACAACGUGUGGCAACAAUAAAUUUGACAGUUAUUACGACGUCAGUAGUAAAGCUUUUUGGAAAUAUCAUUUGCAACGAACAGAUGGAAAGCUUCAAUGGACAAAAAACCCAAUGAAGAAAAAUAUUCUUGAAGAAUCGACUCGAGAUGGUAAAGAAACACUUAUACGAAGCGUGCAAUGGGUAUCCACGAUAAUCAAAGAAUGUAGCGAUGAUGCAAAUUCAAAGCGGGUGGGCUGUGGAAAAGAGUUCAAAUGGAGUCAACUUCCAAAAGUAGACGAUGAUUUAAUUCUAGAAUUAUUCAAAGUAAAAACAAUCGAUCAAGCUAAACAAUUAAUUCAAGCCGGCAAUUUUAGAGAUGUCAAACAAAAUUACGAAUUUUGUAUCGACUCCACUUUUUAUUUUUGA